AUGGAUUGGUAUGGCACACUUGUCCUCACCAUUUUCUUCUGUGUGUCAUGUAUUAUACUGAGCUUCCUGAGGAUUUUAAGGGAGAAAGCAUCACUUCCUCCAGGACCCAUGCCUUUACCACUCAUUGGCAAUUUGCUGCAGAUCGACACAAAAGACAUUGGCUCCUCACUUAUGAAGCUGAAAGACAAGUAUGGACCAGUCUACAGUCUGUACCUGGGGCCUAGACCUGGAAUUGUUCUAUGUGGAUACAAUGCUGUGAAGGAGGCUUUAAUUGACCAAAGUGAAGUAUUUGGAGAUAGAGGAGACUAUCCUGUAUUCUUGAACUUUAUAGGUGAACAUGACCUUUGCUUUACCAAUGGGGAGAGAUGGAAGACACUUCGACGCUUUGCGCUGCUCACACUGAGGAACUUUGGAAUGGGGAAAAGGAGUGUGGAGGAGCGGAUACAAGAGGAGGCUCAGUUCCUCAUAAAAGAGUUUAAGAAGGCAAAUGGGGCUCCAGUGAAUCCCACCAACUACUUUGCUCGAACAGUCUCCAAUGUGAUCUGCUCUAUAGUAUUUGGCAGUCGGUUUGAUUAUGAGGACAAAAGACUUUUGGCCAUAACUGACAGCAUUUAUUAUAACUUUCUCAUCAUGAGCAGCACUUGGGGGACAUUGUACAACAUGUAUCCAGGCCUUAUGGAAUACUUGCCAGGUCCACACAAGAAAAUCGGCAAGUAUUUUAAUAUGAUCUAUGACAUUUCAGCUGAAAGCAUUAAACAACACAAGGAGACUCUGGAUCCUGAAAAUCCUCGUGACUACAUUGACUGUUUCCUCAUGAAGAUUAAAGAGGAAGCAGACAAUCCAGACACCACCUUUUAUGCCAAAUCUUUGGCCAGGACAAUUCAAAACCUGCUGUUUGGAGGAACAGAGACGGUCAGCACUAACCUGAGAUACGGAUUCUUGGUGCUUAUGAAAUACCCAGAGGUUGCAGAGAAAAUGCAAGAGGAGAUUGACCGCGUAAUUGGAAGAAACCGACUGCCAUCCAUAAGUGACAGAAGCAAUAUGCCAUAUACAGAGGCCGCUAUCCAUGAACUCAUAAGGUUUUGUGAUGUGCUGCCAGUCAGCCUUCCUCGAGCCACAUCCAGAGGCACACAAUACAGAGGAUAUUCAAUCCCGAAGGGCACACAUGUCACCCCACUCCUCGCCUCUGUCCACAGGGACCCAGAUCAUUACGCACAGCCAGAAGAAUUUAACCCAAAUCAUUUUCUGGAUGGCAAAGGGCUUUUUAAGAAGAACGAUGCACACAUGCCUUUUGGUGCCGGAAAAAGGAUGUGUCCAGGAGAAAGCUUGGGUCGGAUGGAACUCUUCCUAUAUUUCACAUCUCUGCUUCAAUAUUUCACCUUCAAACCAGUCAUUCCAAAGGAGGAGAUAGACCUUAAACCAACAGGGAGUGGACUGGGCAAUGUCCCACCAUACUACAAGUGCUGCAUCAUACCUCGAUAA
Messenger RNA from Nanorana parkeri, 1482 nucleotides. RefSeq names its product cytochrome P450 2F3-like. The transcript has 9 exons. NCBI's taxonomy places the organism in Eukaryota, Metazoa, Chordata, Amphibia, Anura, Dicroglossidae. Bases 1 to 1482 code for a protein of 493 amino acids. Gene Ontology annotation, molecular function: oxidoreductase activity, acting on paired donors, with incorporation or reduction of molecular oxygen, reduced flavin or flavoprotein as one donor, and incorporation of one atom of oxygen; heme binding; iron ion binding. The record is from RefSeq and is a predicted model, not a curated record. Gene Ontology annotation, biological process: xenobiotic metabolic process. Gene Ontology annotation, cellular component: cytoplasm; intracellular membrane-bounded organelle.